GCCAGAAAUUAAAAGUACCAAAAAAUUUUGAUCUUUUGUUAGGUCUUGAUGAAGCAGGAUCUCAGAUGCCAAAGGAUUCUCAUCCUCUCUUUGCUUUCUGUCUGUGUUAUUGCUCCAAUCGUUCUAGUCUCUAAUAGGCUAAAAAAUCUCACCCCUUCUGCUGCACAUAAGGAACUUAUUGAAGAUUUAUCCAGCAUUAAAUACAGGGCAGAUACUUUGAAAUUAAACUCGAUCAAGCAGGAAACUGGCCAAGGAUUGAAAGAGCCGACGUUAGUUGUGUACAAAGAUGAAGAACUUCAUUCUGUAGUCGAUGAGAAUUCUUCUUCUGAUGAGGAUCUGAAGCUCGGGGAUAGUGGAAGUGCCAGUUUGUUGGAAAGACAUGGAACUGAUCAUGAUCACCGCCAAGAAAAUCAGCGCAGUCAACGAAAGAAUGUUUCAGCUUCUCGUGGUGGAAAAGGAAAAUCUGCCAAAACAACUGUUAGACGAGAAAUGUCUCCCCAGACUCAGAGACCAACUGAUGAGAAGAUCAAAGAGAUGAAAGAUCAGGUUAUCAGGGCCAAGGCUUUCUUGAACUUUGCUCCACCAAACAGCAAUUCUCAUUUAGUGAAAGAACUGAAAUUCCGGAUAAAAGAGGUAGAGCAAACAGUGGGUGAAGCCACCAAAGAUUCAGAUCUGCCUAGGAGAAAACUGUGCAGGGCUUUGCAGAAGAUGAGAUUCAUGGAGACUUCCUUAUCCAAAGCUAGUCGUAUUUACACUGACUGCUGUGCCAUGGAAACCAAGCUCCGUGCUAUGACCUAUAAUGCAGAGGAACAACUCGAGGCGCAUAAGGAUCAGGCAGCAUAUCUUGUUAAGCUUGCUGCCAGGACUACUCCAAAGGGUCUUCACUGCCUCUCCAUGCAGCUCACUUCCGAUUACUUUGCCCUACAGCCCGAGGAACGAGAGCUCCCAAACAGACACAAAUUGCAUGACCCAGAUCUCUAUCAUUUUUCUGUUUUCUCUGACAAUGUCCUUGCAUGCACAGUGGUUGUUAACUCCACCAUAUCAUCAUCUAUGGAACCAAGGAAUAUUGUUUUUCAUGUGGUAACCGAUGCCCUCAACCUCCCAGCAAUUACCAUGUGGUUCUUGUUAAACCCCCUUGGUGAAGCCUCCAUUGAGAUUCAGAGCAUGGACGACUUUGAAUGGUUGUCCUCUAAAUACAAUUCAACAUUGAGAAAUCAAUACUCUCCAGAUCCGAGAUACUCUUCAGCGCUGAACCAUCUCCGUUUCUAUCUGCCAGAGGUCUUCCCUGAGCUGAACAAAAUUGUGCUUCUUGACCAUGAUUUGGUGGUACAGAAGGAUUUGAGGGGAUUGUGGAGGGUCAAUAUGAAAGGGAAAGUAAAUGGUGCAGUGAUGACUUGUCGGGAGGGUGAAACAUCAUUUCACCGGAUGGAUCUGCUUAUUAAUUUUUCGGAUCCAUUUAUUUCAAAGAAGUUUGAUGCCACAGCAUGCACAUGGGCAUUUGGUAUGAAUGUGUUUGAUCUGCGAGAGUGGAGGAGGCGAGACUUGACAGCUGUCUACCAUGAAUAUCUGCAAUUGGGCAAACAUAGACAGUUGUGGAAAGAUGGGAGUUUGCCUCUGGGUCUAGUUACCUUCUACAACAGAACAGUGGCUCUAGAUCCAAGAUGGCAUAUCCUUGGGCUUGGGAGUGACUCAGGGGUACUGGAGAGUGAGAUUGAAAGUGCAGCCGUAAUCCACUAUGAUGGAAUCAUGAAGCCCUGGUUGGAUAUUGCGAUUGCGAAGUACAACGGAUACUGGACCAAAUAUCUCAAUUACGAUGACCCUUACUUGCAACGGUGCAACAUCCACGGCUAAUUGUUAUUUAACGCGGGGUACAAAUGUCUCUUCUUCCCUCUACAUCUGUGACUGCAGAUCUAAAACGGUGACUGGUUCAAGAUUUUUCUUCUUACAGAGCAUAUUUAUCAUAGUAAUCACCACAGAUAUUUACUUAAUUCUUUCCACCCUUCAAAGCUCUUUCAUGUAAAUUAAAUUUCAUUCCAUUAUAUUUUUAACUCCUCCGUUUCAUUUGUCAUUUCUUUUUCGCGACCAUAAUCCUCUAGGGUUGAGUCAAAGUUUAAAUUAAUAAAUGUAGAAGGAAUAAGGAGUCCACGGGUGGAAUUUUUGUAAUGCUACUGGUUCAAUGUACAAAAGCCAUUUCAGAUAUUCUUGAUUGUUUAAAGCCACUGAUUCUUUCUUGGAGUUAA
Telopea speciosissima is the source of this 2240-nucleotide messenger RNA. RefSeq names its product probable galacturonosyltransferase 6. NCBI's taxonomy places the organism in Eukaryota, Viridiplantae, Streptophyta, Magnoliopsida, Proteales, Proteaceae. The record is from RefSeq and is a predicted model, not a curated record. The coding region runs from base 49 to 1851 and encodes 600 amino acids. Gene Ontology annotation, molecular function: polygalacturonate 4-alpha-galacturonosyltransferase activity. The transcript is spliced from 9 exons.